GCUAAUGAUAUUUUAAUUAAGCUUGCGAUUUCGUUUGUAAGUUACGCAUGAAAACAAGGAGCGCGCUAUGACCAACAUGCCGAGGCUCGUCGUUGAAGUCUUUGAACAUGUGAACUUUCAUGGACGCAAGGUCACGCUGAUUGGUUCUAUCCCGAACACCGGAGAGAUUGGGGCACAAGAUAUUAUCUCUUCGAUUAAAAUCUACAAGGGACCAGGGUUCAACGCGUCACCCAACUACAAAGCCGUCUUCCACGAGCAUGAGAACUACAAGGGACGCCGGCUGGUGCUUGCUCCAGGAUUCUAUCCAAAUAUUCAUGACAUCCCUUACAACUUCGGGGACGCAAUUACGGCUAUCAGUUUCAGUCCAUCAGCACAUCCAACACCGCCGGAGUAUGGGGCGGUCCCGGUCAUCAUUGAAAUGUUUCGUGACGUAGAUUAUAAUGGACAACGAAGCGUUGUCAUGCGCGAUGUCAGUUCGAUGUUCGACGUUGGCAUGAAUGAUACUGUUUCGUCAAUUCGCAUCCAGCGCGGUCCGAGCUUUCCGUUCAGUGGAUGUCAUGUUAUUUUCUACGAGCACGUUAACUUUGAAGGGCGACGGUUAAACCUAAACCUAAGUUCACAAGAGUUUCAGUUAGCACUUCGGAACCUCAGAUCACUUCCACAUUCGCAAUCAUUUUCAGAUAUUAUUUCUUCCGUAAAAAUUGUGCCGUUAGGGGUAUUUCGCGUGCUGAUUGUUGUUGGCGAUAGUUUGAGUGGUGAGCCGGCAGUAUUGGAGUCUCUCACCUCUGUUGAAGGGUUAAAAUUCCAAUUUACGACCGUGCACAUUAAUGACAAUCCCGAUAAUCGCGGGGACCCCAACAAUGCGAUCAAACUCUCAAGUAUGACGCUUUCAGAGUAUGACAUCAUCUGGUUUACUUGGAACGCAACCGGACACGACGGUGAGUAUUUCGUUGAAGAUGCCGAUCAAGCGAUUCAGGAGUUUGUUCGUAAGGGAGGGAUUGUCUGGGCUUCUGCGAUGGACAAUAACAUCACGCCUCCCGAUGGUGUCCAUACGACUGAGCCUGCGUGGCGUGGCGACUGGCUGCCGGUUAAUCGGCACCCGAUCCGCGUGAUUAAUUCCAACGAUGGAAACGUACGGAUUACCGAUGAUGGUCAGAAAACCGGUAUGUUUACCUGGCCCCAUAAAGUGAAUGUAGAUACUCUCAUAACUGACGAUCAUUGGGUGACAAACGACGCAAGUUACCGAAGGUUGGCUGUUAGAGAGGAUAACGGGGAUCCGAUCGGUGUGCAGUUGCAAUGGGGUGACGGUUAUUACGUCGCUUUUGCAGUUGAUACCCGUGAUGCAUAUCGCACCACUAUAGCGAAACCUCUCAUUGAGAAUGCACUCUGUUACUUGGUGAAUCUCGCGUGGCAGACUUCCCCACGCCAACCGCUCAAGGGGCGAUACCGGACGCACCGCCGUAACGAGACCAUUUUCCGAUAAAACUUUUAGGCGUGUUUUGAAAAUGUGCACGUACCCGCGCCUCCGUGCCAUCAUUCUAUAGGAGAAUUGAAUGCGUUUCAUUGCUGUUAUCGUUUUCUUAAUAGCUGUAGCAGUCACUGUUGGCUGGUUUGCAUAUCAAAACCUCGACGGUUUUGGACAGAACCAAGUCAUACGGUGGUUGACAGUGCUUCUCUUCGUACUAUUGGCGAGUCUGGCUACCUUUGCCACUACAGUCAUUCGCUAUCGUAUACCGAAAGCCGAUAUCGCACUCGUGCGAACAGGUGGUGCAAGAGAGAAAAUCCGUAUCACCGGUGGUCUCUGGGUUAACACCAUCAUCCAUGAAAUCAAAGAGAUCUCUCUGAAUACCAUGCGUAUUGAGGUUGUACGAGAAGGUCCCGAGGCUUUGAUUACGCACGACUUUAACCGCGGUGAUGUCGAAGUUGUUUUCUACCUUAAAGUCGAACCUGAAGAGACUGAUAUUCUACGCGCUGCCCAAGCACUCGGCGAUAAAUCUAUGACCCCAGAAACUGUGCGCGAAUUAAUUGAACCAAAACUCGAGGGUGCAUUGCGAAGUGUGGCAGCCGAAAGUGAUAUUCAGGAUCUCCUCCAGAAACGCCAAGAGUUCGCUGACAAAGUGCAAUCCGUAUGCGGUGAGGAUCUCGGAACCCAAAACGGAUUAACCCUUGAAACCGUAUCGAUUAUUCGGGUAGAUCAGGCCCCCGUUGAAACGCUCGAUGCCGAAAACCGAUUCGACGCAGUCGGUAUCCGUGAAAUCAUCGAAAUCACCGCCGAUCAAGAACGAGAAAAAGAACGGAUAGUACAGGAAAAAGAGGUCGCUAUUGUUCAAAUCGAGGUCGAUGCCCGCAUACAGAAACUUGAAGCUGAACAACAACAGGCAUGGGCAGAAUCUGACCAGCAGAAAAAUAUUUCUAUCUAUGCGGCUGAACGGGAAGCAGAGACCCUUAAAUUCCAAUUUGAGAUGGAACAGGGUGUGCAAGAACGUGAAUACGAAAUGAAGCAGGAGGUUGAGCGCGCACGUAUCAGACAAGAACAGGUCAUCCAAGAACGCGAAAUUGAGAUGAACCGUGACAUCCAAGUCGCUCGGGUCCAACAGGAACAGAUCGUCGCCGAACGCGAAAUAGAGAAAAACCUCAUUGUCGAAACACAACAGAUUGAGCAAUCCAAAGUUGUGCAGCUCGCCGAAAUUGAGCAACAUCUCGUCGUCCAAAUGCAGAGAAUUGCACAGGAACAGGUAAUUGCUGUUCGCGAAAUAGAUAAAGUGUUGACGGUAGAGAAAGCCCGCAUUGCCCAAGAAGAAGGGGUUAUGCUACGGGAUAUUGAGCGUGACUUGACGGUGGACACAUCACGCUUCAGUCAAGAGCAACAGGUUCAACAGCGUGAGAUUGAGAAGAAUCUCGUUGUUGAAACCGCACAGAUUGACCAGAUGCGCCAAGUCGAACUCGCUGAGAUUGCUAAAACAUUAGCAGUAGAGAUAACACAAAUUGCGAGAGAUCAACAGGUUGAGAUCCGCGAUAUUGAAAAACAACUCAUAGUAGAGAAAGCUCGUAUUGCCCAAGAAGAAGGCGUGUCUUUACGAGGCAUCCAACGUGAGUUGGCGGUGCAAACGGAACGCUUCAGUCAAGAACAACAGGUCCAACAGCGUGAAAUCGAGAAGAACCUCGUCGUUGAAACCGCGCAAAUUGACCAGAUGCGCCAAGUCGAACUCGCAGAAGUUGCCAAAACCUUGGCAGUAGAGAUAACACGAAUUGGACAACAGCAACAGAUAGAAACACGAACGAUUGAAAAACAACUCGUUGUGGAAAGAGCCCGUAUUGCCCAAGAAGAAGGCGUGUCUUUACGAGACAUCCAACGUGAGUUGGCGGUGCAAACGGAACGCUUCAGUCAAGAACAACAGGUCCAACAGCGCGAAAUCGAGAAGCACCUCGUCAUCGAAACCGCACAAAUCGACCAAGUACGACAGGUUUCACUCGCCGAGAUUGCUAAAACCUUGAUGGUGGAGCAAACCCGUAUUAAUCAGGAAUUACAGGUUGCCUUAACCGACGAGGAUCGGAAGAUUGAUAUAGCGAAUAAACAGCAGGUAACGGCACUUGCAGAGAAAGAGCAGUUAGUUGCGGAAGCUGAACGUAUGGGCGCGGAAGUGAGUGUGAUGGCAACAGAACAGGUGAAAGAAGCCGAAUGGCAGCGUGAGGUGGCAAUCAUUGGUGCUGAAUCACAAGCACAACCGAUCGAACGUCUUGCCGAUGCUAUCCUUGCCGAGGCGCGUGCGAAAGCACAAGGUGAGAUGGCAGAGUAUGAAGCUCGAAAUGUUGCUGAACAACGCGUCCUCGUGCAAGAGGCAAUCUUAGAGCUCAUUAACGAAGCCCCUGAGAUUGUUGAGCAGCUCAUGAAACCUGUUGAGAAAAUCGACAGCAUCAAGAUCCUGGAUAUGGGGAAUAAUGAUGGACAAGGUGGCCUCAACCGAAGCAAUAUGGGCAGACUCGCGAAUGCAUUGCUUGAUACGGGUGCAAUCUCUCCUAUGCUUAAGGAACUGUUUAACUUUGCGGAUGUAGAUGCCCAACAAAUUACAGACAAAAUUGCUGAAUAUCUGGCUGACCUCGUCAAUCGUCCGAGUUAAUCUCCUUCGUUGUAGGUGGAUACCUUACAACCUGAUUAAGGAAUAUUUUCAUCUAAUCUUCGGAUUGGAGCCCCUGCCUUCAGGGCCCUUUUUGGAAAAACAUGCGACAUCAGCAAUAUCAAACCUCAAAAAGAAAGCCCAAACGCCAGCGGUGUCGAACGUGUCGCUCAGACAAUGGCAAACGGAUCUGUCCAGCACUCAACGGCACGUUAAUUUGUCCGGAAUGCUGUAGAGCCAAACGUGCCAAGAUCCCCGGAUGUGAUGAAAAAUGCCAAUAUUACUCACCACUCAUUGUUUCCAGCAGAGCCCUUAAAGCACCUGAUUUUCCAUUACAUCGGUGCUUAGUCAGUCGUUCUAAGGAUACCGGUAUGUUAAUCGUGGUUGGUACCCGGAAGCGCCCAGAUGGCAACCUGAAGGCGAUGUUUGUACUCCUGGAUCUCUGGAAGAAAGGCAUCCGAGACUGCUUUUUUGACGCAAAACUUUCUGAAAAACAGUUUGAGAAGGUAUCACAAAGGAUUGCGAAGAACUAUGAUCUCAUGGAAUCCACAGAACCGGGCGAUGACGAACUCCAAGAGCUCAUUCGCUUGCCAAAGGACACACUCGUUAUCGAAGCAAAUGCCGCAAUCCAUCUCGAUAAGGGUGUGAAAAUGGUUGAGCAUGAGGAAGCCUCCGGCGGAAAAGCUAUCGACAGUUUGAAAGGUGCGCGGGCAAUACACGAAAUUUAUAUCCCUAAAACAGGGAAGUGGUACCUCUGGGCUCGCGCCUUCUUUGAAUGGAGUAAAGACUCAUAUUGGAUCGGUAUGGAUGAUGCACUCGCAAAACCGUGGGAUAGGGACGGGGGGCCAGGUGCUAUUCGAAUUUGCCCCGAUCCGGAUGAUACUUCUAAGUGGCACCGCUGGUUAUGGAAUACCGGUCCGGACAGUGUUGUAAAUACCAAACAAGGAAUCAAGCCAGCUUUUUUCCAUAUUAAGCGGGCGGGUUACUACCGCCUCUGGUCAAAAGGCAGAGAAGCAGGUUCACGUUUAGACCAGAUUUUGCUUACACGUGCCCGCGGUUUCAACACGCAAACUGAGACUGAAGGGAAACCCCUCCCAAUUAAGCACGCACCGCACCCAUACGAACCCAUCUCCAUUCACGAAUGCCAAAAGCUAAUCCGCCAUGCUGUUCAGAUCGCAACUGCUGUUAACACUGAAAUACCUUGGGAAUUUAAAUACUGGCUUCAGGAUAUAUGGGGAGACAUCACGCAAUUCCCAGAAACAGAAGGUUCGCUCUAUAAAUGCCCGAAAUGUGGAACCGAUCUGCCGCGACAAGCCGUUGACCUCAUGAUACAACAUGCCCAAUCCGAUGAUAUCCAGUUCUACAUUUUAUGCAGGAAAUGCGGAGGGGAGUUUGAUUAAGCCUGUUUUAGUUCUUUGUCACCUCUCUUCGUCCAGGCGAAUAAAAACCCUGGAGAGAUUGACUAUUGGUAUCAUCACUCUGGUCCUCUGUUCUCCGCUAAGCAUCGCUGCACCACCAAAUCCAUAUCUCUAUUUUAAUGAAGAUUCAGCAAGUGGCGAAUUAGUGCCUAAAGCACCUCAAAGCAGAGUAGAAUUUCUCGAGGCUCUUGAAGGAUGCUGCUUCGCCAGAGAACAGGGGGUCUUGCAGUCGGAUGGCAUAGAAUAUGUCCUCGCUUUGAAAAUAGAUUUUGCUGAUAUGCCUGGGCGUAGAGAGGGCGCAGCGUUCGAUAGAUACCUUUUCGCAACGGAAGGCGUUUCCCUCAAAACGUAUUAUCGUGAAAAUUCUUAUGGACAGAUGGAUAUCCAGCCCGGUCCGAUGGGCGGAGUUAUCCCAAAAGGCAAUACAUGGAUUCGUGCCAAAAAACCGAUGACCUACUACGGUGAAGGCGACAGAAUCCUUGAACGCUACCGAGAAUUGGUCCGUGAAGCGUGCGAAGCCAUAGAUGCAACCGUAGACUUUUCGCAAUAUGACAG
Molecule: messenger RNA, 6088 nt
Organism: Geodia barretti
Lineage: Eukaryota; Metazoa; Porifera; Demospongiae; Tetractinellida; Geodiidae
Source: the annotation of a GenBank genome assembly